This is a messenger RNA of Anguilla rostrata (American eel), 4911 nucleotides long. Its product is annotated as nucleolar and coiled-body phosphoprotein 1-like. NCBI's taxonomy places the organism in Eukaryota, Metazoa, Chordata, Actinopteri, Anguilliformes, Anguillidae. Gene Ontology annotation, molecular function: scaffold protein binding; RNA binding. Gene Ontology annotation, biological process: nucleolar large rRNA transcription by RNA polymerase I. The coding region runs from base 134 to 4195 and encodes 1353 amino acids. The transcript is spliced from 21 exons. Gene Ontology annotation, cellular component: nucleolus. The record is from RefSeq and is a predicted model, not a curated record.
UCGAAAGUUGGUGGUUCAGAGGUGAAAGUGUGGGUAAUGUAUGGAGGUUCCAGAAACUAGAUUGCGUGGUGGCUAGCUAAGUGAAUCUCAUUUUAAUUAUUCGGCUUUAGACUUUUUUUUUUAGUAACAGAAUAUGACUUCGAAAAAUGAGGAUGCGUCAAAAUGUGAAUUGUUGAAUUUGAUUUAUCGACAUUUGAAGGAGAGCGGUCACAAGAAAGCUGCAAGUGAACUCAAAAAACAUGCUACACAGGUGCAGAGUGGACCGGUAGGAGGAACUGCGUCACUAUAUGACAUCUACAACAGCUGGAUCAACUCGCCAGAGAAGAGCAUCAAAGCGGCACCGAAGGCCAAUCAGAAACCUGGGAAGAAGGUUCGUCAAGCGGAUCCAGAGAGCAGCUCGGAGAGCUCAGAGGACGAUUCUGACCCGAAGACGUCCAAACCGGGCACCCAGACCUCCAGCGCCCCUGGUGAGCCUGCGUCUGCCCCAAAGCCUGCUGGUCCCGCUGCAGCUGCUGGGACGGCCGCCAGCAGCUCCGAGACUGAGAGCAGCGACGAGUCGUCCGAGGAUGAAGGAGGAGGAGGAGGAGGAGGAGCGUCACGGCAAAAAAAUGAUGUGGGGAAGCCCAAAGCCAGCUCUUUGCCUGCCGCUGUGGUGAAGAGCAAACCAGCAGCAGCAAAGCCUCAGACUGCAGAGAGCUCCAGCGGUGACAGUGACUCAGACAGUGAAAAUGAGAUCCCCCCUACACAGAGGCCUGCUGUUGUCCUGCAGGGAGGGGUCAGUAGUCCCUCAGCGGGGGCAGCGGUGGCAGGAGGGGGUGACAGGACAGACAGCGAGAGUGAGGACUCAGGCAGUGAGACCCCAGUGCUGGACACCGCCCCAAAACCGAGCAUUAAACCCACAGUGGUGGCACAACAGAAGGCUGGGGGCGGGGCAACCCCUAACCAACCCAAAGCCACGCCCAAAGCCUCAGCCCCAGCAGAGGAAGAGGAGAGCGACAGCUCGGACUCCUCAGACAGUGAGGAAGAGGCCGCAGCAAAGGCGGUCCCAGCCAAGGCAGCCCCCGCAACCCCAGUGAAGCCCAGCCAGCCCCCCUCCAGCCUGGCUAAAGCUGCAGCCAAGAGCCCUGCUGCAGGGAAGCAGGCCCAGAGCUCGGACAGCAACAGCAGCGACGACUCGGAGAGCGAAGAGGAGACGCCAGCACAGAAGGCAGUGCCAGUCACUCCAGUGAAAUCAGGAGGUUCAAAGACUCCUAACAAGACCCUGCCUACAUCCAAAGCCAUGCCCAAGGCCUCAGCCCCAGCAGAGGAAGAGGAGAGCGACAGCUCGGACUCGUCAGACAGUGAGGAAGAGGCCGCAGCAAAGGCGGUCCCAGCCAAGGCAGCCCCUGCAACCCCAGUGAAGCCCAGCCAGCCCCCCUCCAGCCUGGCUAAAGCUGCAGCCAAGAGCCCUGCUGCAGGGAAGCAGGCCCAGAGCUCGGACAGCGACAGCAGCGACGACUCAGAGAGCGAAGAGGAGACGCCAGCACAGAAGGCAGUGCCAGUCACUCCAGUAAAAUCAGGGGCUUCCAAGUCUCCUAACAAGACCCAGGCCACACCCAAAGCCACGCCCAAAGCCUCAGCCCCAGCAGAGGAAGAGGAGAGCGACAGCUCGGACUCGUCAGACAGUGAGGAAGAGGCCGCAGCAAAGGCGGUCCCAGCCAAGGCAGCCGCCGCAACCCCAGUGAAGCCCAGCCAGCCCCCCUCCAGCCUGGCUAAAGCUGCAGCCAAGAGCCCUGCUGCAGGGAAGCAGGCCCAGAGCUCGGACAGCGACAGCAGCGACGACUCAGAGAGCGAAGAGGAGACGCCAGCACAGAAGGCAGUGCCAGUCACUCCAGUAAAAUCAGGGGCUUCCAAGUCUCCUAACAAGACCCAGGCCACACCCAAAGCCACGCCCAAAGCCUCAGCCCCAGCAGAGGAAGAGGAGAGCGACAGCUCGGACUCGUCAGACAGUGAGGAAGAGGCCGCAGCAAAGGCGGUCCCAGCCAAGGCAGCCGCCGCAACCCCAGUGAAGCCCAGCCAACCCCCCUCCAGCCUGGCUAAAGCUGCAGCCAAGAGCCCUGCUGCAGGGAAGCAGGCCCAGAGCUCGGACAGCGACAGCAGCGACAGCAGCGACAGCAGCGACGACUCGGAGAGCGAAGAGGAGACGCCAGCACAGAAGGCAGUGCCAGCCACUCCAGUAAAAUCAGGAGCUUCAAAGACUCCUAACAAGACCCUGCCUACACCCAAGGCCACGCCCAAAGCCUCAGCCCCAGCAGAGGAAGAGGAGAGCGACAGCUCGGACUCGUCAGACAGUGAGGAAGAGGCCACAGCAAAGGCGGUCCCAGCCAAGGCAGCCCCCGCAACCCCAGUGAAGCCCAGCCAGCCCCCCUCCAGCCUGGCUAAAGCUGCAGCCAAGAGCCCUGCUGCAGGGAAGCAGGCCCAGAGCUCGGACAGCGACAGCAGCGACAGCAGCGACGACUCGGAGAGCGAAGAGGAGACGCCAGCACAGAAGGCAGUGCCAGUCACUCCAGUGAAAUCAGGGGCUUCAAAGACUCCUAAAAAGGCCCUGCCUACACCCAAGGCCACACCCAAGGCCUCAGCCCCAGCAGAGGAAGAGGAGAGUGACAGCUCUGACUCGUCAGACAGUGAGGAAGAGGCCGCAGCCCCGCAGAAGUCUGCAGUGACUUCCAAGUCCAGCGUGCUGCCAGUCAAGCAGAAGGCCACACCCACAGCCACCCCUAAAGCCCUCGGGCCUUCACAUGAGGAAGGGGACAGCAGCAGCAGCAGCAGCAGCAGCAGUGCGGAUUCCGACAGUGAAGAGGAGACUCCGGAUUCUACAGCACCCCCUAGUGCUUCAGCUGUCCCGCCCACCACUGUGUCAGAGAGCUCGGAUGACACCAGCUCCAGCGAAGAGGAGGCGUCCCAGUCUCUCUUAGCUCCCCGGACCCCCCCAGCCAAGCCCCCGCAGCAGAGCAAGACACCCGCCGAGAAGAAGGGGAGGAAGAAGAAAGCUCCCGCGCCGCCCAAGGAUAAGAACGGAAUUCCCAGAACUCCACUGGCCUCGGACGGGAUGAGGAACAGCAUUCCCAGCGUUCUCGCCGCGAGCGAAUCGAGCUCCGACAGCACGGACAUCGAGCGGAAUGACCCGAAACAACAGCCCUCUAAAGCUGUGCCCGCUUCCAAGAGAAAGACUGGGUCUGUCAGUGACAGGAUGGCCUCAGAGAAGUCACAGUCGUCUUCAGCAAAACUGCUUCCCCAAGUGGCUGAACUCCUUGCCCUCAAAACGGCACCACAGAAGAGGAAGAGGAGCAAGGAGAAAACGGAGACCCCGUCUGCCAAGAGCAAGAGCAAGAGGAAGAAAGUGGCCCCUGCACUGCCAGAACCCGUAAACAGCAAGAAAAAGGUCCCGGUGCAGUCUCCUUCCGCUCCACCAGGGGGAGACUCUGAGUCAGACUCUGACAGCAGUCUGGAUUUGGAGAAGUGGAGGCAGCUAGCACAAAAACUCUCAGAUGCGGACAUCGCAAAGAUGGAGGAGAUUGCCAUCUACACCGCACAGGCCCUGUCAGCCAAGUCGCCAAAGGAGAAGGGAAAGGCUAAGGCCAGAACGAAAAAGGAGAAGGCGGUGGAGAACGGGAAGGGCAAGGACACGCCCAAAAAAGCCAGGACAGCAGCCAGCAAGUCAAAGAAGGCCCCGCCCACUGCAUCAGACAACCAGCCGUCAUCCAGCGCCGACAGCCAAUCAGGAUCCUCGCACAAGAGCGGAGCCCUGGAUGUCCCACCCACCACCAAGAAGGCCAGGUCUGGCAAGCGGUCAGUGUCCACCAUUACCCCCCCCAGCCUGGACAGCCAACAGCCGUCCAAGAAGAGGAGCAAGUCGGAGGCCAAGAGCGCUGUGGAAAAAAGCUCCGCCCUGAAUCUGCCUGGCAACAAAAAGGCUGAAGUGAAGGACAAAGGGAAGAAGAAAAAGGAGAAGAAGGAGAAAAAGAAGAAAUCAAAAGAGAAGGCCGCAGACCCCGUUGUGGCAGCCAUAAACUUGAAAGAGAAGAAAAAAAAAAAGCACAAGUUGAAAAAAGAGAAAAAGGCCAAGGAUUCUCCUCUCAAGAAGACCCUGCUCGGCCUGGAUUUAGCAGCUACGGAAGCCUCCCCAAAGAACAAGCACAAGUCCUCCAAGACGUAGCCCAUUGGCACACACCGGUUCCAUCAGGCGGAAGUCUUACCUGUCUUACCUUGCGCAGGUGAAGAGUGGAGACAUGGCCCCGUGCGACACAGGCCCCCAGGGGCUCUUCCAGCCCAGAGGAAUAGGAAGCUUCUUUUUUAACAUUUACAUAAUCAGCAGGUCCUUGUCAAUUGUUUUUUUCUGUUGAGGAAGAUCAUAUUUUUAUUUUUGAUUUUUAUAACCAUGGACUUCAUAAUACUGUAUUUCUGUACGUCCGUAUUCUGUAUGUGAUGUUUUAAAUUUUUUUAAUUUAAGUUUUUACUGUACUGGGGAUGAUUCAUUAGUGGUACGAGAUGCCGGAAACCAGGAUUUCAGAGAAACCAGUUUCGCUGCAGUGCUCGUUUUUAAAAAAAAAAAAGGUUUCUGUUGAAAUCACGGUAUAUGAACUGACGUCCAUUUUGCAUUUUACACGCAAAGCCAGUGCGUUGGCAGCAUAAAAUUACUUCCUAUGGCUCAAGCUGGGUCUCCAGUGAAGUCAAGGGAUUCCCUGUAACACUGGCAACCGGAAUGCAUUUGAAGUGGAGGAGCAGAGAGCUGCACUAAAGAUGAAUAAAAAAUUACUCGGUGUUCUGGCGCCCAGGAAUUAUGUUUACAAUAUUUCUGUCAAAUAACUGUGGAUAAAACAUUUGUCAAUGUUUGUAUAAGAUAUAUUUUAUUAAAUAAUUUUCCACGCUUUA